Messenger RNA from Ornithodoros turicata, 1147 nucleotides. RefSeq names its product guanine nucleotide-binding protein G(q) subunit alpha-like. The transcript has a single exon. Lineage: Eukaryota; Metazoa; Arthropoda; Arachnida; Ixodida; Argasidae. Gene Ontology annotation, molecular function: GTPase activity; guanyl nucleotide binding; G-protein beta/gamma-subunit complex binding. Gene Ontology annotation, biological process: adenylate cyclase-modulating G protein-coupled receptor signaling pathway; phospholipase C-activating dopamine receptor signaling pathway. Bases 1 to 1113 code for a protein of 370 amino acids. Gene Ontology annotation, cellular component: heterotrimeric G-protein complex. The record is from RefSeq and is a predicted model, not a curated record.
AUGCCGCCGCCGGUCGCCAUGACAUGUUGCCUCAGCGAGGAAGCUAAGCUGCAAAAACGGGUGAACGAAGAAAUCGAACGCCAGCUCAAUCGGGAAUGGUUCGAAGCACGCCGUGAAUCGAAAUUUCUUCUGCUCGGACCUGAAGAAGCGGGAAAGACGACGUUUCUGAAACAGGUGCGUCUCAUUCAAGAAGGUGAUGCUCGUCGCGACCGCGUCGAACACGUUCGUAGUGUGUUUCAAGCUCUCAUCGGAGCUUUGCAGCGCAUCGUGCGCGCGAUGGAUGCAUUAGGUAUUCCGUACAAGAACCCGUCUAAUGUGGAGAACGCAAUGUUGGUUUUGUCGGUACGCUGCGAGACGUUGGAGCCUCCCCUGACCGAGCCAGUGUCUGAGGCCUUGCGUCGUCUUUGGGAGGACGCGGGUGUUCGCGAGUGUUACGAGAGGCGUGCAGAGUACGGUGGUCUGCCACCUUUCUUGCCGGACGUGCACCGCGUCACAUGUCCUGGUUACGUACCGUCUCGAGAGGAUUACCUUCGAGUUCGGACGCCGUCCCGCGGAGUUCUCGAGUAUCCCUUUUUACUGGACGAGUGUCCCGUGCGUCUGGUCGACGUUGGCGAACAGCGCUCUGAGCCCAAGAAAUGGAUUCAUUGUUUUCAAGACGUGAGUGCAGUGAUCUUUGUGGCGCCACUUUCUGAUUACGACGACCCCGGAAAGAUGGAGCGUGCCCGAGCGCUCUUCAGCACCAUAGUAUCUAGUCCCUGGUUCGCCGAAUCACAUCUGCUCCUACUCCUCAACAAGAAAGACCUCCUGGAACAGAAGAUCGAGCGGGCACCACUGGGAGCCUACUUCCCAGCCUACCGGGGUCCACCGGGCGAUCCCAAAGCUGCCAGAGAGUUCAUCCGUCGCACUUUCGCCGACCUCAACCCGGAGAGACCCGUCUACUUUUUCUUCACGUGUGCCAUUGAUACGGACGAUAUUCGUUAUGUGAUGCCUACCUUGAGGGAGAUCGCCUGCCUUCGGUCUUUUCCUGGCCGAGGCCGACAGCCUUCAGACGCCUCAAGCAACGCAGAAGCCGCGGUGGCCGCGGCCACAGCCUUCACUUUCCCCACCACCUAGAGAUCCCGAGGUACCGGGUGCUUCACAACGGAGG